GUUGCCCCAUGCUCCACAGCAUGGGUGUUGGCCGGAGGAAGCUGGUCCCAUUCUGGGUCCUAGCCCUGGCCCUGACUUGCAGUCAACACACAGGCCAGGCCCAUCAGGACACUCUGAAAUCUGCCCAAGAGCCUCACUCUGACUUCUCUCUCCUUCAAAGGCAUGAUGCUGUCCCACUCCAUGGGGUGACCAUCAUCCCACCUCUGAAGACCAUCCCCGUGGUACAAGCUCUCAACCCAGCACAUACCGGGAGGGUGUGCAGCACAUGGGGCGACUUCCACUACAAGACCUUUGAUGGCCAGGUCUUCCGCUUCCCUGGCCUCUGCAACUAUGUCUUCUCUGCACACUGUGGGGAUGCCUAUGAGGACUUCAAUGUCCAGCUACGCCGUGCCCGGGAGUCUAAUUCCACCACUCUGAGCAGGGUCAUCAUGAAGCUCGACGGCCUAGUUGUUGAGCUGACCAAGAGCUCCAUAUUAGUCAACAACCACCCGGUCCAGCUGCCCUUCAGUCAGUCUGGGGUCCUCAUUGAGCUCAGCAGCGGCUACCUGAAGGUGGUGGCCAGGCUGGGCCUGGUCUUCGUGUGGAAUGAUGACGACAGUCUCCUGCUGGAGUUGGACACCAAAUACACCAACAAGACUUGUGGUCUCUGUGGAGACUUCAAUGGCAGUCCAGAGUCCAGUGAGUUCCUCUCUCACAAUGUUAGACUGACACCUCUUGAGUUUGGGAACCUCCAGAAGAUGGACGGCCCCACAGAGCAGUGCCAGGACCCCCUCCCUGUGCCCCAGAAGAACUGCUCCACCAAAUCUGGCAUCUGUGAAGAGAUCCUGAAAAGUCAGCUGUUCUCAGACUGCUCGGCCCUAGUGGACAUCAGCAGCUACCUGGAGGCUUGCAGGCAGGACCUCUGUCUCUGUGAGAGCCCCGACCUGUCCAGCUGUAUCUGCCAAACUGUGGCUGAAUACUCCCGGCAGUGUGCCCAUGCUGGAGGAAAGCCCCAGGACUGGCGGGGUCCCAACCUCUGCUCUCAGACAUGCCCCCUCAACAUGCAACACCAGGAAUGUGGCUCACCCUGUGUGGACACCUGCUCCAACCCCCAGCGCUCCCAGGUCUGUGAGGAUCACUGUAUUGCUGGAUGCUUCUGUCCUAAGGGAAUGGUGCUUGAUGACAUCAACCAGACAGGCUGUGUUCCCGUGUCCCAGUGUGCCUGCCUGUACAAUGGGACGUCUUAUGCGCCUGGUACCAAUUACUCUACUGACUGCACCAAGUGCACAUGCUCUGGAGGGCGGUGGAGCUGCCAGGAGAUCCCGUGCCCUGGCACCUGCUCCGUGCUGGGAGGCUCCCACUUCUCCACAUUUGAUGAAAGGCAGUACACAGUGCAUGGGGAUUGCAGCUACGUGCUGAGCAAGCCCUGUGACAGCAAUAUCUUCACUGUGCUGGCUGAGCUUCGAAAGUGUGGACUGACAGACAGCGAGACUUGUCUGAAGAGUGUGACGCUGAGCCUGGGUGGGGGGCAGACGGUGGUCAUGGUAAAAGCCACUGGAGAGGUCUUUGUGAACCAGAUUUAUACCCAGCUGCCGGUGUCUACAGCCAAUGUUACCCUCUUCCGGCCUUCAACCUUCUUCAUCAUUGCCGAGACCCACGUGGGUCUGCAGCUUGAGAUCCAGCUGGUGCCCCUCAUGCAGGUGUUUGUGCGGCUGGCACCUGAGCUCAGGGGUCUAACCUGCGGGCUCUGUGGGAAUUUCAACAGUAUCCAGGCCGACGAUUUCCAGACCAUCAGUGGGGUUGUGGAGGGCACAGCAGCCGCCUUCUUCAACACCUUCAAGACCCAGGCGGCUUGUCCGAACGUCAAGAAUAUCUUUGAGGACCCCUGCUCUCUCAGCGUGGAGAAUGAGAAGUAUGCUCAGCACUGGUGUUCUCAGCUGACUGAUGCCAGCGGCCCAUUUUCCAAGUGCCACACCACUGUGAACCCCAGCACCUACUACUCGAACUGCAUGUUUGACACGUGCAACUGUGAGAAGAGCGAGGACUGCAUGUGUGCCGCCCUGUCCUCCUAUGUGCAUGCCUGUGCCGCCAAAGGGGUGCUGCUCAGUGGCUGGAGAGACGGCGUCUGCACAAAGCCUACAACUACCUGCCCCAAGUCGAUGACCUACCAAUACCACAUCAGCACCUGCCAGCACACCUGUCGAGCUCUGAAUGAGGAAGAUGUCACCUGCCAUGUCAACUUCAGCCCUGUAGAUGGCUGCACCUGCCCUGCAGGCACCUUCCUGGAUGAUUCAGGCAAAUGUGUGCAGGCCAGCAGCUGUCCCUGCUACCACAGGGGAUCCACAGUUCCCAACGGCGAGUCUGUGCAUGAGAGUGGGGCCGUUUGCACCUGCACCCAAGGGACACUGACCUGCAUCGGAGGUCCUGCCCCGACUCCAGUGUGUGCUGCACCCAUGAUCUAUUCUGACUGCCGCAAUGCCACAUCUGGGGACACUGGAGCUGGAUGUCAGAAGAGCUGUCACACCCUGGACAUGACCUGUUACAGCUCUGAGUGCGUGCCUGGCUGCGUGUGCCCGGACGGGUUGGUGGCAGAUGGUAAUGGAGGCUGUGUUGCUGCUGAGGACUGUCCUUGUGUGCACAACGAGGCCACUUAUAGGCCUGGGGAGACCAUCCAAGUGGGCUGCAACAACUGCACCUGUGAGAACAGGAUGUGGCGGUGCACAGACAAGCCUUGCCUGGCCACCUGUGCUGUGUACGGGGAUGGCCACUACAUCACUUUCGAUGGGCAGCGAUACAGCUUCAGUGGGAACUGCGAGUACACGCUGCUGCAGGACCACUGUGAUGGGAACGGCAGCUUCCAGGAUGCCUUUCGUGUUGUCACUGAGAACAUCCCCUGUGGUACCACAGGAACCACUUGCUCCAAGGACAUCAAGAUCUUCCUGGGGAACUAUGAGCUGAAGCUGGCCGACGGCAAGGUGGAGGUGGUCCAGAAGGGCCUCGGGCAGGAGCCCCCCUGCUAUGUCCACCAGAUGGGCAUCUACCUGGUGGUGGAAACUGACGCUGGCCUGGUGCUUCAGUGGGACAGGAAGACCAGCAUCUUUCUCAGACUCAGCCCUGAGUUCAAGGGCAAGGUCUGUGGCCUGUGUGGGAAUUUUGACGACAAUGCCAUCAACGACUUCACCACGCGCAGCCAGUCUGUGGUUGGUGACAUGCUGGAGUUUGGAAACAGCUGGAAGUUCUCCCCAUCCUGCCCAGAUGCCCUGGUGUCCAAGGACCCCUGCACUGCCAACCCUUACCGCAAGUCCUGGGCCCAGAAGCAAUGCAGCAUCAUCAACAGCGCGACCUUUGUUACCUGCCACGCCCAUGUGGAGCCUGCCAAGUACUAUGAAGCCUGUGUGAGUGACGCGUGUGCCUGCGACUCAGGGGGUGACUGCGAGUGUUUCUGCACUGCUGUGGCUGCCUAUGCCCAGGCCUGCCACGAGGUGGGCGUGUGUGUGUCCUGGAGGACACCGGACAUCUGCCCGCUCUUCUGUGACUACUACAACCCAGAGGGUCAGUGUGAGUGGCACUACCAGCCGUGUGGGGCCCCCUGCAUGCGCACCUGCCAGAACCCUAGUGGAGACUGCCUACAAGAUCUUCGUGGCCUAGAAGGCUGCUACCCCAAGUGUCCACCAACAGCCCCCAUCUUUGAUGAGGGCACGAUGCAGUGUGUGUCCAACUGUACAGACAACCCCCACUCACGUCUACCACCCUGCCGCAUCAAUGGGAAGUCGUACCGAGCAGGUGCGACGGUACCUUCAGACAAGAACUGCCAUUCCUGCAUUUGCACAAAGAAUGGUGUGAGCUGUAGCUACAAUGUUUCUGCCUGUGUCUGUACCUACAGUGGGCAGGACUUCCAUCAUGGGGAAGUCAUCUACAACACGACAGAUGGCAUGGGAGGCUGUAUCUCUGCACACUGCGGGGCUAACGGCACCAUUGAAAGGAUUACCGACGCCUGCAGCCCCACCACUCCCGUGCCCCCGACCACGUUCUCCUUCUCCACACCAGUUGUCAUGACCUCAGUGCCACCCUCCAGUACACAUCCCAGCCCUACCCUGAGUGUUGUGUACACAGGGUCCCCAAGCAGGGCUGUACCAACAACCAGCAGCAUGCUGUCUAUCGAGACCCCUGCCACAGCCUCUACCUUGACCGAAUCUACGACAGCCUCCACCUUAACCAUGCCAGGCUGCGAGGAGGAGUGCUCCUGGUCUCCCUGGAUGGAUGCCAGCCGUCCUGGACGUGGCAUUGACGGUGGUGACUUUGACACUCUGGAGAACCUCCGUGCCCAUGGCUACCAGAUCUGCCAAGUGCCCAGGGAAGUGGACUGCCGUGCUGAGGCUACCCCCGAGGUGCCGCUUCAUGCCCUAGGGCAGCGUGUGGAGUGCAGUACAACUGCAGGGCUGACCUGUCACAACAAGGAUCAGGUGUCAGGGAUCUGUGACAACUACCAGAUCAGAAUUCUGUGCUGCACCCCCAUCAGCUGUCCAGCCUCCAGUGGUCCUACCCAGACCACCCAUUUGAUAACCUCCAGGACAACGACAACGGGGACCACAACCUCUUCAGCCCCUAUCACCUCCCUUGACCACACAGAGAGCACGGUGAUGUCAGGUGCCUCUACCCAUGCACCAGGUCCUUUCCCCUCUUCCUCACAUCCUUCUCCAUCAGCUCCAAGGCCCUCCACCCCUGGCCCAGCUAGUUCUACCACAGUUAAGACAACUCUGUCAACUACUAGCCCAACGCCAGAACCAACUUCAGCCACAUCAUCUGUGACCGUAUCAACUUCAGGGUCCACCAGGGCUUCUCUGGAGACUACCCAUGAAUGCAAACAGGAGCACUGCAGUUGGACUGAUUGGAUAGAUAGCAGCUACCCUGGGCCUGGCAGAAACAGUGGAGAUUUUGACAGCUUCGUAAACCUGAGAGCCAAAGGCUACAAGUUCUGUGAAAAGCCACAAAAUGUUGAGUGCAGGGCUCAGUUCUUUCCCAACACACCCCUGGAGGAGCUGGGCCAGGACGUAACCUGCAACCGAGAGGAAGGCUUGAUCUGUCUGAACAAGAACCAGCUGCCACCCAUUUGUUAUAACUACGAGAUCCGGAUACAGUGUUGCACAGUGGUGGACAUGUGCUCCACUGCUUCAGCUGCCACUCAUCCUACCCCACAUGAAGUAAGCACGAAAACCAAGACCAAAGGAACCACAAGCUUGCGUUCCUCCUCCACCACCGGCACCAGUACUCACACAGCAAUGACACACACAAAGACCUUGGCCACAGAGAGUCCACACAUGGUCACCGAGCCAGUGACUACCCAAUGCCAGCCCCAGUGCAACUGGACCAAAUGGUUUGACACUGACUUCCCAGUGCCCGGGCCACAUGGAGGGGACCUGGAAACCUACAGCAACAUCCUGAGGAAGGGAGAGAGCAUCUGUCACCGGCCAGAGGAGAUCACACAGCUGGAAUGCAGGGCUGAGAAUCACCCUGAGGUGCGGCUGGAGGAUCUGGGUCAGGUGGUGCAGUGCGACCCCACAGUGGGCCUGGUGUGCAGGAACCGGGACCAGCAGGACAUCUCCGGGAUGUGCCUCAACUAUGAGGUGCGAGUCCUGUGCUGCCGCGUGCCUGAAGGCUGCCCUGAGACCACACGUGCCGCUCCUGCCAGCUCUCCAGGUGAGACUGUCACCAGUUCAGUGCCUGGCACCACUUCUGUUCAUAGAGCAAUCAGCACGUCCAUGCCUCAAACCAGGACAACCACUGUGCAGACAGCCAGCACCACCUCCACACCCCAAACCAGCUCACCCUUCAUAGAAAAAUCCAGCACCACCUCUGGGCAGACCAUUUCCACCAGAGACACCAGAACCACCUCUGUGCAGACAGCCAGCACCACCUCCACACCCCAAACAAGCUCACCCUCUAUAGCAACAGUGAGCUCUACCCUCAAAACUCAGACCAGUUCAACCUCUACAGAAAUAACCAGUACCACCUCUGGGCAACCAGCCAGAACCACCUCCACAUCUCCAACCAGUGCAGUCUCUGGGCAAACAAUCAGAAUAGUGUCCACCAGGGACACCAGCACCACCUCUGAGCAGACAGCCAGGACCACAUCCACACCCCAAACCAGCUCACCCUUCCUAGAAAAUUCUAGCACUACCGCUGGGCAGACGGCCAAUACUAUUUCUGCCAGAGACACAAGAACCACCUCUGGGCAGACAGCCAGCACCACCUCCAUACCCAAACCCAAACCAAGUUCUGAGCCUUCAGACAGUACUACCUUCAAACCCCAAACAAGCUCAACACUUAUAGGACAUUCCAGAACAACCUCUGGACAGACAGCCAGCACCAUGUCCACCAGAGACACUAGCAUCACCUCUGAGCAGACAGCCAGCACAACCCCCUUGUAUAAACCCAGACCAACCUCUGGGCAGCCAGCCAGAACCACCUCCACACCUCGAACCAGUGCAGUCUCUGGGCAAACAGUCAGCAGAGUGUCCACCAGGGACACCAGCACCAUCUCUGAGCAGACAGCCAGGACCACAUCCACACCCCAAACAAGCUCACCCUUCAUAGAAAAAUCCAGCACCACCUCUGGGCAGACCAUUUCCACCAGAGACACCAGAACCACCUCUGUGCAGACAGCCAGCACCACAUCCACACCCCAAACAAGCUCACCAUUUGUAGAAAAAUCCAGCACUACCGCUGGGGAGACAGCCAGCACCACCUCCAUACCUGGAUCAAGUUCAACAUCUAAAGGAAAAGUCAGCACCACCACCAAACCCCAAACCAGCUCAAUUUCUGAGCACACAGCCACCACCAUGUCUACCAAGGGCACCAGCGCCACCUCAGAGCAGACAGCAAGUACCAUCAACAUACCCCAAACAAGAUCACCUUCUACAGCAACACCAGCCAGCACCAUGUCUACCAGGGACACCACAACCACUUCUGAGCAGCCAGCCAGCACGACAUCCAUGGGAAGAACCAGCACCACCUCUGUGCCUGCAACCAGAGCCACCUCGGCUGCUCUGAGCACCACAGGCGCUAGGCCUCAUCCCGGGACGACUUCGUCCCCACUGACCACCCAAUGCCAGCCCCAGUGCAACUGGACCAAAUGGUUUGACACUGACUUCCCAGUGCCCGGGCCACAUGGAGGGGACCUGGAAACCUACAGCAACAUCCUGAGGAAGGGAGAGAGCAUCUGUCACCGGCCAGAGGAGAUCACACAGCUGGAAUGCAGGGCUGAGAAUCACCCUGAGGUGCGGCUGGAGGAUCUGGGUCAGGUGGUGCAGUGCGACCCCACAGUGGGCCUGGUGUGCAGGAACCGGGACCAGCAGGACAUCUCCGGGAUGUGCCUCAACUAUGAGGUGCGAGUCCUGUGCUGCCGCGUGCCUGAAGGCUGCCCUGAGACCACACGUGCCGCUCCUGCCAGCUCUCCAGGUGAGACUGUCACCAGUUCAGUGCCUGGCACCGCUUCUGUUCAUAGAGCAAUCAGCACGUCCAUGCCUCAAACCAGGACAACCAUUGUGCAGACAGCCAGCACCACCUCUACACCCCAAACCAGCUCACCCUUCAUAGAAAAAUCCAGCACCACCUCUGGGCAGACCAUUUCCACCAGAGACACCAGAACUACCUCUGGGCAGACAGCCAGCACCACCUCCAUACCUAAACCCAAACCAAGUUCUGAGCCUUCAGACAGUACUACCUUCAAACCCCAAACAAGCUCAACACUUAUAGGACAUUCCAGAACAACCUCUGGACAGACAGCCAGCACCAUGUCCACCAGAGACACUAGCAUCACCUCUGAGCAGACAGCCAGCACAACCCCCUUGUAUAAACCCAGACCAACCUCUGGGCAGCCAGCCAGAACCACCUCCACACCUCGAACCAGUGCAGUCUCUGGGCAAACAGUCAGCAGAGUGUCCACCAGGGACACCAGCACCAUCUCUGAGCAGACAGCCAGGACCACAUCCACACCCCAAACAAGCUCACCCUUCAUAGAAAAAUCCAGCACCACCUCUGGGCAGACCAUUUCCACCAGAGACACCAGAACCACCUCCACACCCCAAACAAGCUCACCAUUUGUAGAAAAAUCUAGCACUACCGCUGGGGAGAUGGCCAGUACUAUUUUCACCAGGGACACCAGGACCACCUCUGUGCAGACAGCCAGCACCACCUCCAUACCUGGAUCAAGUUCAACAUCUAAAGGAAAAGUCAGCACCACCACCAAACCCCAAACCAGCUCAAUUUCUGAGCACACAGCCACCACCAUGUCUACCAAGGGCACCAGCGCCACCUCAGAGCAGACAGCAAGUACCAUCAACAUACCCCAAACAAGAUCACCUUCUACAGCAACAGUGAGCUCUACCCUCAAAACGCAGACCAGUUCAACCUCUACAGAAAAUACCAGUACCACCUCUGGGCAUACAGCUAGCACCGUGCCCAUCAGAGACACCACAACCACUUCUGAGCAUACAGCCAGCACGACAUCCGUGGGAAGAACCAGCACCACCUCUGUGCCUGCAACCAGAGCCACCUCAGCUCCUCUGAGCACCACAGGCACUGAGCCUCAUCCUGGGACAACUUCCUCCCCACUGACCACCCACUGCCAGCCCCAGUGCAACUGGACCAAGUGGCUUGACACUGACUUUCCGGUGCCUGGGCCACAUGGAGGGGACCUGGAAACCUACAGCAACAUCCUGAGGAAGGGAGAGAGCAUCUGUCACCGGCCAGAGGAGAUCACACAGCUGGAAUGCAGGGCUGAGAAUCACCCUGAGGUGCGGCUGGAAGAUCUGGGUCAGGUGGUGCAGUGCGACCCCACAGUGGGCCUGGUGUGCAGGAACCGGGACCAGCAGGACAUCUCCGGGAUGUGCCUCAACUAUGAGGUGCGAGUCCUGUGCUGCCGCGUGCCUGAAGGCUGCCCUGAGACCUAUUGGACUCCCCCUGUGACCACACCCCUCAAGCCCUCAUUUCCAUUUGUGUCACCCUCAUCUGUGUCCCCAUUAUCAUCAUCGAGCCCUGCUGUACAAUUUACCACUCCUUGUGUGUGCAACGUGUCAGGCCAACUAUAUCCUAUCGGAUCCAUGAUCUACAAUAAGACAGAUCUGGACGGACAUUGUUACUAUGCCUAUUGCAACCUGACCUGCCAGGUGGACAGAGGGGUUAGUAAAGACUGUCCUUCCACCAUGCCGACCCCUGCAACAGCUCUGUCCACCUCUACAUCUCCUAUCGUCCCUGUCACCGAGAGGGAUCGUUGCAAUGUGUUCCCUCCCAGAAUGAAAGGGGAGACCUGGCCCAUGCCUAAUUGCUCCCAAGCCACCUGUGAGGGCAACAAUGUGGUCUCCCUAAGUCCACGCCAGUGCCCAGAGAUGAAGGCACCAUCUUGUGCCAACGGCUACCCACCCCUGAAGGUGGAUGACCAGGACGGUUGCUGCCAGCACUACCAGUGCCAGUGUGUUUGCAGCGGCUGGGGUGAUCCCCACUACAUCACAUUUGAUGGCACCUACUACAGUUUUCUGGAUAACUGCACAUACGUGUUGGUGCAGCAGAUCGUGCCUGUGUUUGGACCCUUCCGUGUGCUCAUUGACAACUACUUCUGUGACCUGGGAGACAGUGUUUCCUGCCCGCAGUCCAUCAUCGUGGAGUACCACCAGGACCGGGUGGUGCUGACCCGCAGGCCAGUUGACGGGAUCAUGACCAACCAGGUGGGCAUGCCUCUGUGUGUGUGUGUGUGUGUGUAUGGGGUUGUGGCAGGCUUGGUCUGGGUUGGAGACCUAUCUAAACGACCUGCUGUCUGUAUCCAGAUCAUCUUCAACAACAAGGUAGUGAAUCCAGGCUUCCAGCAGAAUGGCAUUGUCGUCUCCCGUGUGGGUGUUAAGAUGUACGUUACCAUUCAGGAGAUUGGUGUCCAGGUCAUGUUUUCAGGCCUCAUCUUCUCUGUUGAGGUGCCCUUCAACCUGUUCGCCAACAACACAGAGGGCCAGUGCGGCACUUGCACCAACGACAAGAAGGAUGAGUGCCGCCUGCCUGGAGGGGCAGUAACCUCUUCUUGUUCUGAGAUGGCCGGCCACUGGAAGGUGCCCGACCAGCCUGCCUGCCAAGGGCCUCCUCCAACACCAGCUUCAGUGGUACCCAGUCCUUCACCGACCCCAUGUCCGUCAUCACCACUCUGUCAGCUCAUCCUAAGCAACGUCUUCCAGUCCUGCCACCCUGUCAUUCCUCCCCUGCCGUUCUACGAAGGCUGCUUGUUCGACACCUGCCACGGCGUGGACUGGGAGGUGGUGUGCUCAAGCCUGGAGCUCUACGCGACACUCUGUGCCGCCAAAGGCCAGUGCAUCCCCUGGAGAAGCCACACCAACAACACCUGUCCCUUCACCUGUUCUGAUAACAAAGUAUACAAGCCAUGUGGCCCAACCAACCCUCACUACUGCUAUAGGAAUGACGACAUCAGCACCAGCUUGAUCCUUCAAGAAGCUGGCUCCUUCUCAGAGGGCUGCUUCUGUCCGGAUAACACAACACUUUUCAGCACUAAUGAUUCAGUCUGCGUGCCUUCCUGCCAAUGGUGUCUGGGGCCUCAUGGAGAACCUGUGGAGCCCGGCCACAGCAUCAGCAUCGAUUGCCAGGACUGUGUCUGCAAGGGCGGCACGCUGACCUGCCAAAGGAAGUCCUGUCCCCAGACCACCUGUCCAGAGCCUGGCUUUGUGCCGGUGCCCAAAGCCCUGCAGGCUGGCCAGUGUUGUUCCCAGUUCAGCUGUGUCUGCAACUCCAGCUACUGCCCUCCUCCUCUGCACUGCCCGGAGAAUUCUAGCCUGCUGGUCGUCUACGAGGAAGGAGCUUGCUGCCCACGACAAAACUGCAGCAGUCAGAAGGGCUGUGAAGUCAACGGGAUUCUCUAUCAGCCCGGUGCUGUGAUCUCCUCCAGUCUGUGUGAAACAUGUGUGUGCCAGGCGCCCAGCAAUCCCCAUUCAGAUGUCUUUGUGGUCAACUGUAAGAAUGAGUUCUGCAACACCCAAUGUCCUAAGGGCUCCGCGUACCAGCCCGAGCCAGGACAGUGUUGUGGGCGGUGUGUGCCGAAGGCCUGCUCCUUUAAACACAGCAACAGCUCUGUCACCUAUUACCUUCCUGGGGAGUCCUGGCCAGAACCUGGGAACAACUGUGUGACUCAUAAGUGUGAGAAUUUCCAAGAUACACUCACGGUUGUGACAAUGAAGAUGGAGUGCCCCAAAAUCAACUGUCCACUGGGCCAGGCUCAGCUGAGAGAAGACGGUUGCUGCUAUGACUGUCCCAAAACCCAGCAGAAAUGUGCCGUACACCAAAGACAGCAGAUCAUCCGUCAGCAAAACUGUAGCUCCGAGGGGCCAGUGAGCCUCUCCUACUGCCUGGGCAACUGCGGGGACAGCACCUCCAUGUACUCCCUGGAGGCCAACACCGUGGAGCACAAGUGUGAGUGCUGCCAGGAGCUGCAGACCUCCCAGAGGAAUGUGACUCUGCACUGUGAUGACGGCUCCAGCCGCACCUUCAGCUACACCCAGGUUGAGAAGUGCGGCUGCCUGGGCCAGCGCUGCCAUGCUCCAGGUGACACGAGCUACCCAGAGUCCUCAGAAUCAGAGUUCAAGUCCCAGGGAAGUAAGGGACACGGCCAGCAGUAAGCACUCAGGGCCAGCAAGGAGGUGCUUGGGCUUUCCCAGAGCUGAGCGGCACUGCUGUCCCAACACGCCACCCAAAGUCCUCCCGAGGCCAGCAGGACAUGCGCUGCUUGUUCAAGUGGCUUGAAUUCCAGACCUGCUGCCUGCCCACCACUUCCUCUUCAGGAGGGACAUGGACCCCAGCUGUCCUUGGGGUGGGAGCAGUCCUAUCCAGCGAUUAGGAGCGUAAGGGCACCGGGCUCCUUUGGAAAAACUUCAGGAUCCCAUGAAGGAUGCGAGUGUCACCUGCUUGGCCUCUCUCUCACCUCAGCCCUGUACCUGUGCCCCCUUUCAGGA
Messenger RNA from Alexandromys fortis (reed vole), 11978 nucleotides. RefSeq names its product mucin 5AC, oligomeric mucus/gel-forming (gene Muc5ac). The record is from RefSeq and is a predicted model, not a curated record. Gene Ontology annotation, molecular function: protein binding. The transcript is spliced from 49 exons. Lineage: Eukaryota; Metazoa; Chordata; Mammalia; Rodentia; Cricetidae. Gene Ontology annotation, cellular component: extracellular matrix.